Mollisia scopiformis is the source of this 1633-nucleotide messenger RNA. RefSeq lists its product as uncharacterized. The transcript has a single exon. Bases 362 to 1366 code for a protein of 334 amino acids. The record is from RefSeq and is a predicted model, not a curated record. Lineage: Eukaryota; Fungi; Ascomycota; Leotiomycetes; Helotiales; Mollisiaceae. Gene Ontology annotation, molecular function: metal ion binding.
GUUCCUAACGCCGAAGCCACUAUAGAUACCGACCUUAUUAGAUUUACAGACAAGGUGAUUAAUAAGAAGUCAAUUCUCGAACCUGACAAUGCAGAGAACUUCCGAAGACCAUGACCGACUAGCAUGGGUGAGAAGCUUGGAUCGAAACAAUGGCUUUGUUGUGUUUGAUCCUAGAGAUAACUUAUCUUAUGACACUGUUUGUGACUUUAUGGAUACCAUACCCAAGUCUUGAACAAUCAAAUUCCACAAUGCCUUUCUCUAUAGAAGAAAGAGCAUAACGCGACAGGCUACGCUCCACAUCCUUGAACACAAGAACAACGAUGGUCUUCUUUCUACAGAAGUAGGCACAUCCCGCAUAACAAUGCCAUUUAGAUCAUUCAACUCAAACUUUCACAACAACCGCAACAAAGAAACCUUUCAACAACACAAGAUGUCUUGCAUAAUCACUAUUACAUUCUGGCACCUUUGCGGCCACACCACCAGCAAGACGGAGCACGAAACAGGGACCGUAUUAGGAGCGCAGUUCCGAUGCCCAACUCUCAAUAACCGAGGGGCCUCGUCUUUCCUCGGUUCCGUUCUGAACGCUAUUUCUCGUCGUAGAUGCAGAUUGUCUAACACGGUCUACGACUACACCCAUGACCAGUGCCCUGACCAGUGCCCGGCUUGCACCAUUCUUCCCAACCGUUACAUGGGCGGGGCGCUGGCCAGGCGAAGAUUCCGAUACAGGCAAUUGCGAACUGAGCAAGUGCAGGUGGAGGCUCAAAGAGCAGCGGAGGUUAAUGCAGAUCGAGCGAUGGAACCACUCGAACAAGCUAACUGGCUUGUAGACAUGUUUCAUGAUAUGUUUUAUGCAGCCGACAUCUGGCCUGAGGAAUUAAGCGACGCAGAUGUCAACAGACUCCACGCUCUGUAUGCCGAGCAAGAAAGAGAGUUGUUGGAUUUAGAGGAGAUGCGCCGACGAGCAAUCCGUGCCGAAGAAGAGAUGGAACUGGUCAGGCUUCGUGCGGUCGAGGACUGGCUACGACUACAGGAAGUGUCCCGCGCAGAGCAGAAGGGUAGAGGUGUCCCUCUCAGACGACAAUCUCUUGCUUACUACCCAAGACCUGGCCCAACUGAUGAUAGACUCCUAGCGAAGUCUGAUCUCGACGAAGACGACAUCUGCCCAGUCUGCCAAGAGCAUCAUGAGGUACGUGGAGACGGUUUAGACAUACCCGAUGAAGUGGAUGACGUGAGGGAGCUGCCCUGCGGGCAUAAGUUCCACUACUUCUGUAUUACCGAGUGGCUCAAUACAGGGUCAAAUUCGUGUCCAUACUGUCGUCACGGGUAUUGGCUAGUCCGACCAUUCAUCUUGGGCCGGCUAUUCUAAAUCAGAAAGCAAAAGAAAUAACAACAGACUCCUAUAACAUUAGAAGCAAACAGAUUGGCAAACCCCAAAACCAUUCACAACCAGUACCAUAUAAUAUCCCAUAUGUGCAAGUUAAUACCUAAUCGUAUCCAUCUAAUAGAAAUUGAAAAGCGCAGCACAAGUGAGACCAUAUAACUGCUAUGAUUUGACCGACCAAGAUUAUUACAAUGCUGUGAACGAAACGAAACCGAAAGCCAAUAGGCAAGUGCUACUUAACAAAAGUAGACC